UUCCCGCGUUCCCGCCCCCUCAGGGGUCGCCGCCAUCUUUCCGCGCCGCCGCCGCGAUGCCGGAGGAUCAUGACUGGGAGGCGUACAAGGUGCCCCCGACCCGCACCCCUGUCUCCGAGAGGACCACGUCGGUGCCCAACCCCGUCAACUACUUCCAGUCCGCCUUCAACUAUGUCUUUGACGCGCCCAUCGCUUUAGUCCGAGAGUGGAUCGAGAAGUUGCAAAGCAAGAACAAGUUCUACUACUACCACCAGCAGUUCCGCCGUGUGCCUGACCUGAGCGAGUGCCUGGAGGGUGACUACCUGUGCUACUAUGAGGCCGAGGCUCAGUGGAGGAGGGACAGGAUGGUUGAUCAGCAGAUCGUGGAGAUAGUCCGGGAAAGGCUGGCUGCGUGCAAGCAGAGGGAAGGGCCCAACCAGUUCCAGAACUGUGCCAAGGAGAUGGAGCUGCUGGCACAGGUCACCAAGGCCUACCAGGACAGAUACGGUGAGCUGGGUUACCAUGGCAAUGCACGGACAUGUCUGAUGAAGCAGAAGCACAGGAUGAUGGAGGAGAGGAAAGCAGCACAGGAGAAUCAGCAGAGCUGAAACAGCUCCUCCCUCCAUGGUGCUGGUAUCUAUGUGCAUGUUGUUGCUUCCUUGACCUCUGGUGGUGUUGGCCUCCACAAUAAACAGACACCUGUACAGUU
This is a messenger RNA of Catharus ustulatus (Swainson's thrush), 688 nucleotides long. RefSeq names its product NADH:ubiquinone oxidoreductase subunit B10 (gene NDUFB10). The transcript has 4 exons. The record is from RefSeq and is a predicted model, not a curated record. The coding region runs from base 57 to 587 and encodes 176 amino acids. Lineage: Eukaryota; Metazoa; Chordata; Aves; Passeriformes; Turdidae.